This is a messenger RNA of Pyrenophora tritici-repentis Pt-1C-BFP, 576 nucleotides long. RefSeq names its product Atrophin-1 multi-domain protein. The record is from RefSeq and is a predicted model, not a curated record. Lineage: Eukaryota; Fungi; Ascomycota; Dothideomycetes; Pleosporales; Pleosporaceae.
AUGAAGUUCACCACCACCGCCGCCAUUGCUACCGCAGCUGCCGUUGUCUCUGCUCUUCCCCAAGCCAACACUCAAUCCCCCAAGAUCACCGACGGCGCCUUCACUCUCAUGAGCCUUCGCACCGGUACUCCUAUCCAGUUCGGCAACGUCCAAGCAGCAGACAGCUCCCUCUACAUCAAUGCGAAGGACCUGAACUUCAGAUGCGGCACCACAGGUCCCAACGCACAAUUCGGACUCUCCAACGGUACCCUUAGCCUGUGGACCAACAUCCCCCCUCAGGUCAUGUACGUCGACCGCUCCGGCAUGGGCCAGGGUGUCCUCAAAUAUACCACCGGUGUGGAGCCUCUCCCCAAGAACGCCGAACGCCAGGGAUGGGUCCUCGACGAGCAGAACCAACUCACCUUUGUCUCGCCCGCUGGUGACAAGUACGGCCUCCAGGCGUGCAGUGGUGCUGCCAACGGUGGUUACAAAAUCUGGCUCUCAGGCACACCCAACCCCGCUGGCAACACCGACUGCAUUCCCUUCUCUGCUCAGGCUCUCAAGGUGGAGAACCCCCAAACCUGCAUGUACACUUAG